Schistosoma haematobium is the source of this 1619-nucleotide messenger RNA. Its product is annotated as U1 small nuclear ribonucleoprotein 70 kDa. The transcript has 9 exons. Gene Ontology annotation, cellular component: U2-type prespliceosome; precatalytic spliceosome; U1 snRNP. Lineage: Eukaryota; Metazoa; Platyhelminthes; Trematoda; Strigeidida; Schistosomatidae. Gene Ontology annotation, biological process: mRNA splicing, via spliceosome. The record is from RefSeq and is a predicted model, not a curated record. Gene Ontology annotation, molecular function: U1 snRNA binding; mRNA binding. The coding region runs from base 51 to 533 and encodes 160 amino acids.
GUUUUAUGACGUGACUUAACCAUCGAGGCGCGCUGUUCAAAACCUCGAGGAUGACACAGUUCUUACCACCUAAUUUGUUGGCGCUUUUCGCACCACGAGAUCCAAUCCCUUUCCUCCCACCAAUAGAGAAACAUGCAAAUCAUAGGAAAUUACCAUAUACCGGUGUAGCUCAAUUCUUGGGAGAGUUUGAAGAUGCGUCUGAAACUCCAGCCCCGGUGCGCAUAGAAACUCGUGAGGAACGUAAGGAAAGAAAACGUCGAGAGAAACAAGAGCAAGCCAAUUAUAAACUUGAACAAGAUCUCGCAUUAUGGAAUCCUAAGAAAAAUCCGAAGGCUACUUCUAAUCCUUACAACACGAUGUUCGUAGCCAGACUUAACUAUGACACCACAGAAUCCAAACUAAAGCGGGAACUUGAUGUCUUCGGGAGGAUUAACAACAUUGUAAUGGUAAAGAAUGUUAUAACGGGGAAGCCUCGUGGAUAUUGUUUUGUGGAGUUUGAACAUGAACGUGAUAUGCAUGGCAUCUAUUCGUAAACGUGCAGUUGUGUUCACCCUCAAAAUAUUUUGAAUGGCCUGCACUGCAUUUUAAAAUCAUGGUUUUCAGCCAAGCGCUUAACUACAGAAAAUCUGGCUUAGGUUUGUUUGUGUGGUAAGCUACUAAUUAAUGGUCAGCCACAUUUGUUGCUACCAUAGGGCAGACCUUUUCUGGUUAACUGAUAUAUUAGUCCCAGUUCUUGAACGAAAUAGAGUUUUGUAAAUACACCUUUGUUUGAAGCUCUUUGUCGUUCUACGUAGCUGUGCAUAGAAGGAAGGAUACUCUUGGUGAGUUUCUAAGUUAGUGCAAGCCGCUCAUCUGGUAAUAACUACUUCCGAAAAAGGAUCAAAUAAAGGGAAAUGGUUCAAUAUGUUUGCUUACAAAUUAUUGUGUUGUAUUCUAAUUGUUCAUGAAACGUCCCAAAUAUUUAAGUGAUUUCUUUUGUACUAAUAAUGAGAUUUCAUGUGUAACCUGUUUUGUGUGCUUGUAUUGUCAUGUACAAUCCUUUUAACAUUCAAGCCGCCGUCAAAGCCCUAAAUGGCAGAAAAAUCGAUGGUGUCCGCGUUGUGACAGACGUUGAGCGGGGAAGGACUCGUCCUGAUUGGAGGCCUAGGCGUUUAGGCAAGGGCUUAGGUAAGAAUCGCCAAGGACCAACUGACAAGCCUCAUCGCAGACAUGAAAAUGGACGUGAUCCCAGUCAUGAUCGCAGUUUCGGUCGACCUAUCUCAAGUGCACAUGUUCGUGAUCGCGACAAAGAAUACAGACGAAGGCGCAGUCGAUCUCGGAGUAAAUCAAAAGAACGUGAUCGACGCGGUCGUAGCCGGAGUCGAGACCGACAUCGAAAACGCCGGAGUCCAGACGAGCGGGAUCGUGAUCAUAAGCGCCGUGACCGCCGUCGAGAUGAUAUGAUUCGGCAGUAUGGAGAGUAUGGUGCUGAAAUUAGGGCGGAAUACAAUGGAGAUGCAUAAAACGCCUUUUCGAGUCAUCCUGUAUUAAUACAAAAUUCACUUGUGUGCAAAAAAUUAUAUAUUUUAAGAAAGCUGUACAUUAAAAAUGAAUGUCAAUAAACUUGUUGAAAAUAUUAA